This is a messenger RNA of Hemiscyllium ocellatum (epaulette shark), 2634 nucleotides long. RefSeq names its product NBL1, DAN family BMP antagonist (gene nbl1). Gene Ontology annotation, biological process: animal organ morphogenesis. Lineage: Eukaryota; Metazoa; Chordata; Chondrichthyes; Orectolobiformes; Hemiscylliidae. The record is from RefSeq and is a predicted model, not a curated record. Gene Ontology annotation, molecular function: BMP binding; receptor ligand activity. The transcript has 5 exons. The coding region runs from base 628 to 1158 and encodes 176 amino acids.
GAGUACACAUUCCAACGGCGAAGAUCAGGAGUGCUCCCCGGACCUUGCAUUUCCUCCAGAGCACGUCUCCGUUCCUGGCAGAUGUAGUUCUCUUAAUAAACCGUCCCUCCUUUGACAAAUCCAUUCCGACUGUGCACAGAGUCCUAGAGAAGGAAGGAAGGAGGGAGGGAGGGGAGUGUUAUCACGUCAGGCAUUGGUAAAAAACCAAGGACUCUCAGCCUUGUUCCAGCGGCCACAAAGUAACGAGCACCACCCACUGCAAGUAGGUUUGAAGGAACAAGGCCAGAUGGGGUGUAGCAGAAUGUAACAAUAUUUUCUAGUGACAUGGCGCUAUCAGAGUGCUGAGCCCGUCUUCGAUAUGUUGACUGUCUAAUCCAGAACGACUAUGUACUAAUCUGCACGGGAUCGGUCGGGGGCUUGGUUCAGGUCAUCUGCAAACCAGAUUCCAAGACUUGGCGCUCGCAUCUAUUGGGGCAGUUCCAAGGGAGCCACAGCACAACUCUAGAAGAAAGGCGGAAAAAAAAGGCAAGCAAAUAUUUAUUCUGACUGGGUACGGGACGCUGAUCGGAGCCAUUUCUCGCUGCAGAGGUCGAUGGGCUUCAAAAAAACAAGUGUGCCAGAAGGACUAUGGUGGAGCCGUUGAUGAUGAUGUGUUGGUCCAUUUUGGGCAUUCUGCUUCCAACUCUAGUUUUUGCAGCACCUCCACCCAUCAAUAAACUGGCACUGUUUCCUGAUAAAAGUGCCUGGUGUGAAGCAAAGAACAUCACUCAGAUAGUUGGCCACACUGGAUGUGAGUCAAAGUCCAUCCAGAACAGAGCAUGCCUUGGCCAGUGUUUCAGCUACAGCGUACCCAAUACUUUUCCUCAGUCCACUGAAUCCCUUGUUCACUGUGACUCCUGCAUGCCAGCACAGUCUAUGUGGGAAAUUGUCAUGUUGGAGUGUCCAGGCAAUGAGGAAAUGCCCAGAGUGGACAAACUAGUGGAGAAAAUUGUACACUGCAGUUGCCAGGCAUGUGGAAAGGAACACCACCAAGAUUCCCAAAUUUUUAAUGCAAUUCUAAAUGAGGAAGAAGCUUCUCCCGUGGAUACAGUUGGAUCCCCUCAGAUUGUUCAUCAUGACGAGCAAGUUGCUCUCAAAACUGGCACUGAGGAAGAGUAGACUUGAAUACAAGAAGGAAAAAAAAGCAGAUUGUGGGAUAAAAUUUUUGUUUUAUUUGUUGAGCUCUAGAGAGAAAAAUCAAAAUAUAACAUUUUCUAAAAUAAAAUCCUCGCAGACUUAUUUAACGGGAAAGUCUUUAAAGUAUGCAAUUUGUUAUAGAAAUUAAGCAGGAACCCCAAUCAAAUACUAAUAUAUAGCUCAUCAAGAUCCAUCAAGUAUAAUUAGAAUUUGGUGAUCAGUGUUCGAUUCACGAUGUCUGUUAUUAACAAGUCUGUUUUUUGUACUGCAGAAAUCCCUGUGUGUAGCCAUUUCAAACUUAUAACUGUUUGUAUAUAAAAUUACAGUUUAUAAAUCUCAAACAUUUUUUUCAAAAUCCUCCUUUCAGUUAAUUUGCAGGUCAUUAAAGAUAUUGCAAUGUAGGAGAGAAAAGAGACUGAGAGAGAGAGAGAGACAGAGGCGCGCGUGCAAUGUGGCACACAACACAGAAAGAAAAAGGCACAUUUAAGCGGACAGCUAAGGAGAAUGGCAGACACACCCACACAUGCACAGACAGAAACAUAAGUAGAUCAAAAAGGCAGACGUGGACAGAAAAGCAAAGAGACAAAUUAAAACACUACACCCACUCAUCAUUUCAGAAGAAAAUGCAAAUCUUGUCAAGAUAAUAUGCAUAAUGAAUGUGUAUUUCUGAUAUGUAAAGAGCACUGAAAAUGUGAUUUGUGUUUGGAACAGACUGAGACACUGAAUUUCUGAUUUGAUGGGCAAAGUUUAUAUGUGGUAUGGGAAGAUUUCAAAUAUUCCAGCCUUUAUCAUGAUUUUGUAGUGGCUGCGCUGAUCCUAGUUUGGGUGGAUGUGGGGUGCCCAGGGCAUCUGAAUCAGGGAAAGGAGAAAAAGUUGAUUAAGGUUUCCAUUUCUGAGCACUAUUCAAUGCCUCCUGUUGGAAACUGCAUGUAUGAAUGACAGGUAAAAGUAGAAUUGUCCCAGUUGUGAUGCUGCCAUGAUCAGAAAGCCUGCUGACAUACACUGUUCAGUUCCUGGAAGGAGUGCCUAUCCUGAUGAAAUAUAAGACAGUGACCAAUACUCAUGUGACUACCUUCAACAAGAAGCAAACUCUUCCAAAUAAAAGAUAAUCAAGAUGAAAAUGGAAGAGGGAAGGUGGAGAUGGGGAGGUGUAACCAGGAAAGAGGGUAAAUGUUCAAAUUUAGUUUUAUGAUAUUAUGUAUUCUUCUUUUAAUUAAUUCUGUAAUCAUUCAAAUUGAUCAUAUAUGGUGCCCUGUAUAAUUCUAUAGAACUAAACUUGAGGUAAUACAGGUCAGAUUUCUCUCCCUUGCAGUUAAAUGAAACAUGGAAACUGCCAAUUCCUUUCCCCAGUCUAGCUGAGUGUUAUUUUGAAUAUACAGAUCCAUUGACAUUAUGUGUCAUUUUAACCUCUGCUCUGAAUAAGGGAUCAGUAGUUAAUAAAGUAAAAUGUUUAUACAA